This is a messenger RNA of Neomonachus schauinslandi (Hawaiian monk seal), 654 nucleotides long. It is a transcript of the gene GIMD1, whose product is annotated as GIMAP family P-loop NTPase domain containing 1. Bases 1 to 654 code for a protein of 217 amino acids. Lineage: Eukaryota; Metazoa; Chordata; Mammalia; Carnivora; Phocidae. Gene Ontology annotation, molecular function: GTP binding. The transcript is spliced from 2 exons. The record is from RefSeq and is a predicted model, not a curated record.
AUGACAGACUCCAACAACAUGAUCAUCAACUUGGCCCUCUUUGGCAUGACUCAGAGUGGAAAAAGUUCUGCUGGGAACAUUCUUCUGGGAAGCACAGACUUCCACAGCAGCUUUUCUCCAUGUUCUGUAACCAAAGAUUGUUGUCUAGGCCGCAGUUGUCACCUCUGUGGCUUCAUGCGUCGAGGAGGGCAAGAGAUAACCCUGCAGAUCCAGGUGUUGGACACUCCUGGUUAUCCACACAGCAGGUUGAAACAGGAGCAUGUGAAACAGGAGGUCAAGGAGGCCCUGGCACAUCACUUCGGGCAAGAGGGUCUCCAUCUUGCGCUGCUGGUCCAGAGAGCAGACGUGCCUCUCUGCGGACAGGAAGCAUCUUCCUCAGUCCAGAUGAUUCAGGAACUUCUGGGACAUGCUUGGAAGAAUUACACUGCCAUUCUUUUCACCCAUGCAGAGAAAAUAGAAGAGGCUGGGUUCAGUGAAGAUAAAUAUUUGCAUGAGGCCUCCGAUACACUGCUAACCCUGCUAAAUUCUAUUCAGCACAGAUAUAUUUUCCAGUAUAAAAAAGGAAACUCACUUAAUGAACAAAGAAUAAAAAUCUUAGAAAGAAUCAUGGAAUUCAUAAAAGAAAACUGUUACCAAGUUCUUACCUUUAAAUAA